Molecule: messenger RNA, 2201 nt
Organism: Notodromas monacha
Lineage: Eukaryota; Metazoa; Arthropoda; Ostracoda; Podocopida; Cyprididae
Source: the annotation of a GenBank genome assembly
GUCCCGCGCCCAUCUUUCCGGCGUUAUUGAUAUUGCGGUUUUUUCCUGUGAUUUGCGCAACGUGUUAGGCAUUAUGCUCGAGAACAAUCAGUUAUGAAAGCUGUGUUUGCUUCUUUGACGUAGUGAAAUAUUUAAUUGGAGGCGAUGAAUAACUCGAAGGAAUCCAAGGAUGAUAUUAGUCAAUCCAGCAGCUCGUCAGCCCCUAGUGUGGACAAACUCUCUCAAAUUCUCGAUGAAUUGGAUCUUAGCGCUGGAGAACUGGCUCCGGAUAUGCCGGGAAAUGUAACGUUUCCAGAUCCUGAUAGUUCGACUUUGGAGAUGGCUCUGAAAGUCCUUGCUCAGGAAGGUUCCGAAGGAAGUCUUUUGUCAAGUGAUACUGCUCGAGAUUUGGAAGCAAUUCUUAAGCAAGUUGAUGAUCUGGGAAGUGAAUUGCAAGAUGCUCAUCUGCUGAAGGAGCGUGAUCCGCGUUGUGAACUAUUUAUGCUAAAGAAUUCAUCCGCCAUCAGCCGGGCCACAUUUGAAGAACUAAAUUCGAAUGUGGAGAAGCUCAUGAACGCACUCAAACGUGAACGACUCGAGAAAUGUGAUCUAGAAGCUCGUUUGAAAAAGCUGGAGUCAAAAACGUCUUCUCAACCGUAUCGAAAAUUCAGCAAAAAACGAGGCAAUUCGGAAGUAUCCCGGGUGGAAGAGCUUGAGGAAACUGUGAGAAAGCUGCAAGAUGAAAAUGUAUACCAAGAUCGAAUGAUCGUCGGAUAUGAGCGCGAGAACACUAAGCUGCUCGAAGAAUUGGCUUCCCUCAGGGUGAAUUUUCAGAAGAGUUUAGGAGUCUGGGAGAAAGAGAAACGUGAGUUCAUGUUGCGUGAAAGGAUGAUCGUGAAAGGAGUUGUUCGGAAUUCGGGCAGUGACGGGGAAAACAAAAUCGCGAAGAAAAUCGCGGACAUGGAAUAUGGGAUGAGAGUCGCCAGAGAAGAGAUGGGUUACAAGGAGCCACCUGAUACAUUUCAGCAAGACAUUGAAAAACUUCAAAAUGCCGCCGGAGAGGAAGCUAAUCGCAUAGAUUUUUAUCAGCGAAUGGUGAAAGACCUCUCUGAGCAGCUAAGUGAGGUCAGCAAAUGCAAUCUGGAAAAUCCCCACGAUUGCGUUGCCAAUGCCGAAAUGAAGUUGAACUUGGUGAAGAAAGCGCUGGACGAAGGGAAUGCCAUAAACGAAGAACUGAGAGCUUUAUCCGAACGGAACGAGGCGGCGUUCAAGGCUAAAUUAGCCGCGUGGUCGUACGAACGGAGCUCUAUGCUCGCCGCCAUCAAGAACUUGAAGGAAGAACGACAGCAACUCCAACUCGCCAUCAGUGCUGUGAAACGUGGCAAAGAAGAAACGGAACGAAUUGCUCAAGCUGCUGCUGCUCAUGACGCCUCUUUCGCUCCGCCGCCUGUGGUCGAGAACAAGCUCUCCUUCAACAAAAUGAAGAAAGAACGGGCGGAUUUGGUGGAACAACUAGAAGCUGCGAAGGCUGAGAAAGACGCGGAAAUCACUCGCCUGAAGCGGGAAAACGAAUCGCUGAAGAUGGUGUUGAAUCCAAAACAAGAAGUUGGUCUUCAGCUUUGCGCUCGUGUCGAGGAACUGGAACGUUUGCACAAGCAGAAAGCGGCAGAGUUUGACUUGCUGUGGCGUCACUUGAACGCGCUCACAACUUCAGCGGAAGACACGUCUUCCUGGAUCCUGGAACUGAGGAACAUAAUUGCGUCUCCAGCGUUUCAGGGUUACAUUCGUUCGGAUGUGAGUGCGGAAAAGAAUGCCGUGCCCGUUGCUGCGGAAGUGCGGGAAGAGCAACUUCCGCCGGAACCUAGAACCCAGUCCAGGAAGAAGAAGAAACCGACUUGAAAGUCGGCUAAUAUCUCGUUGAAUCUUUUUUUUUUUUUUUGUGACGCUCUAUGACGAUUUGAAUGCCGAAAAAUUUUUGCGGAAAUCCACGUGUUUCUAGAUUCGUGUUAAAACGAAAAGAAAAAAAUGUUUGCGCUGCGAUUCCCUGCUUUGAGUGCGGAUUCGGACUGUGAACUUGAGUUUGUUCUUUCAAUGGGGAAAUGUUUUCUAUGUUGAAAAUUGCUUCUUUUUUUUUGUUGGUUCGACUCGGCGUCAUAAAAGGAUUCUUCGAUGUGCUAUGGCUGACGUGGCCGAAAAAUUAUUCACUCGUGGUUUUGUUCUCA